Molecule: messenger RNA, 9776 nt
Organism: Pan troglodytes (chimpanzee)
Lineage: Eukaryota; Metazoa; Chordata; Mammalia; Primates; Hominidae
Gene: ADAM22
Product: ADAM metallopeptidase domain 22
Exons: 32
Coding region: 468-3362 (964 amino acids)
Biological process (GO): proteolysis
Cellular component (GO): postsynaptic density membrane
Molecular function (GO): metalloendopeptidase activity
Source: RefSeq, a predicted model, not a curated record
UCUGCGGGAUAUAGAGGACCUCACAGUCACGAGGUCGCGACGGUCCGUGCCGUCGUGGAGACAAGCGGGACACGGAGAGAGAACUACAUUUCCCAGCUGACUCUCCUGCGCGCGCCCCUGCCUGCGCGCGGGGGGCGAGUGCACCGGGCGCUCGCUCCCUGCCGAGCUCUUGUAGCCCGCCCGAGCCUUUGCCAGGGGAUGAGGUGGGAGGCGCUAGAAACCACUUAGCUACAGCCAACCGCCCAAUGCAGCACUCGCUCGCUCCCCCCGCCAGCGGAAGCGCCCGCGGAGCACAAUGCAGCACUGAGCCGCGGUGGAGGUUGCAGCGCCACGGCCGCCGCAGCACCGGCCGGGGCUGGGUGGAGGUGGCCGCGAGGACCCCGGGGGCGCGGAGCGAGGGAAACGGACUCGGCGGCGCCGGCAUGAGGAGCUGAGCGUCUCGGGCGAGGCGGGCUGACGGCAGCACCAUGCAGGCGGCGGUGGCUGUGUCCGUGCCCUUCUUGCUGCUCUGUGUCCUGGGGACCUGCCCUCCGGCGCGCUGCGGCCAGGCAGGAGACGCCUCAUUGAUGGAGCUAGAGAAGAGGAAGGAAAACCGCUUCCUGGAGCGCCAGAGCAUCGUGCCACUGCGCCUCAUCUACCGCUCGGGCGGCGAAGACGAAAGUCGGCACGACGCGCUCGACACGCGGGUGCGGGGCGACCCCGGUGGCCGGCAGUUGACUCAUGUUGACCAAGCAAGCUUCCAGGUUGAUGCCUUUGGAACGUCAUUCAUUCUCGAUGUCGUGCUAAAUCAUGAUUUGCUGUCCUCUGAAUACGUAGAGAGACACAUUGAACAUGGAGGCAAGACUGUGGAAGUUAAAGGAGGAGAGCACUGUUACUACCAGGGCCAUAUCCGAGGAAACCCUGACUCAUUUGUUGCAUUGUCAACAUGCCACGGACUUCACGGGAUGUUCUAUGACGGGAACCACACAUAUCUCAUUGAGCCAGAAGAAAAUGACACUACUCAAGAGGAUUUCCAUUUUCAUUCAGUUUACAAAUCCAGACUGUUUGAAUUUUCCUUGGAUGAUCUUCCAUCUGAAUUUCAACAAGUAAACAUUACUCCACCAAAAUUUAUUUUGAAGCCAAGACCAAAAAGGAGUAAACGGCAGCUUCGUCGAUAUCCUCGUAAUGUAGAAGAAGAAACCAAAUACAUUGAACUGAUGAUUGUGAAUGAUCACCUUAUGUUUAAAAAACAUCGGCUUUCCGUUGUACAUACCAAUACCUAUGCGAAAUCUGUGGUGAACAUGGCAGAUUUAAUAUAUAAAGACCAACUUAAGACCAGGAUAGUAUUGGUUGCUAUGGAAACCUGGGCGACUGACAACAAGUUUGCCAUAUCUGAAAAUCCAUUGAUCACCCUACGUGAGUUUAUGAAAUACAGGAGGGAUUUUAUCAAAGAGAAAAGUGAUGCAGUUCACCUUUUUUCGGGAAGUCAAUUUGAGAGUAGCCGGAGCGGGGCAGCUUAUAUUGGUGGGAUUUGCUCGUUGCUGAAAGGAGGAGGCGUGAAUGAAUUUGGGAAAACUGAUUUAAUGGCUGUUACACUUGCCCAGUCAUUAGCCCAUAAUAUUGGUAUUAUCUCAGACAAAAGAAAGUUAGCAAGUGGUGAAUGUAAAUGCGAGGACACGUGGUCCGGGUGCAUAAUGGGAGACACUGGCUAUUAUCUUCCUAAAAAGUUCACCCAGUGUAAUAUUGAAGAGUAUCAUGACUUCCUGAAUAGUGGAGGUGGUGCCUGCCUUUUCAACAAACCUUCUAAGCUUCUUGAUCCUCCUGAGUGUGGCAAUGGCUUCAUUGAAACUGGAGAGGAGUGUGAUUGUGGAACCCCGGCCGAAUGUGUCCUUGAAGGAGCAGAGUGUUGUAAGAAAUGCACCUUGACUCAAGACUCUCAAUGCAGUGACGGUCUUUGCUGUAAAAAGUGCAAGUUUCAGCCUAUGGGCACUGUGUGCCGAGAAGCAGUAAAUGAUUGUGAUAUUCGUGAAACGUGCUCAGGAAAUUCAAGCCAGUGUGCCCCUAAUAUUCAUAAAAUGGAUGGAUAUUCAUGUGAUGGUGUUCAGGGAAUUUGCUUUGGAGGAAGAUGCAAAACCAGAGAUAGACAAUGCAAAUACAUUUGGGGGCAAAAGGUGACAGCAUCAGACAAAUAUUGCUAUGAGAAACUGAAUAUUGAAGGGACGGAGAAGGGUAACUGUGGGAAAGACAAAGACACAUGGAUACAGUGCAACAAACGGGAUGUGCUUUGUGGUUACCUUUUGUGUACCAAUAUUGGCAAUAUCCCAAGGCUUGGAGAACUCGAUGGUGAAAUCACAUCUACUUUAGUUGUGCAGCAAGGAAGAACAUUAAACUGCAGUGGUGGGCAUGUUAAGCUUGAAGAAGAUGUAGAUCUUGGCUAUGUGGAAGAUGGGACACCUUGUGGUCCCCAAAUGAUGUGCUUAGAACACAGGUGUCUUCCUGUGGCUUCUUUCAACUUUAGUACUUGCUUGAGCAGUAAAGAAGGCACUAUUUGCUCAGGAAAUGGAGUUUGCAGUAAUGAGCUGAAGUGUGUGUGUAACAGACACUGGAUAGGUUCUGAUUGCAACACUUACUUCCCUCACAAUGAUGAUGCAAAGACUGGUAUCACUCUGUCUGGCAAUGGUGUUGCUGGCACCAAUAUCAUAAUAGGCAUAAUUGCUGGCACCAUUUUAGUGCUGGCCCUCAUAUUAGGAAUAACUGCGUGGGGUUAUAAAAACUAUCGAGAACAGAGACAGUUACCCCAGGGAGAUUAUGUAAAAAAGCCUGGAGAUGGUGACUCUUUUUAUAGCGACAUUCCUCCCGGAGUCAGCACAAACUCAGCAUCUAGUUCUAAGAAGAGGUCUGCUUUUCUGUCGCAUUUUCAGAUUUCUACCUGUUCCAUCACACAUUAUUCCAUUAGUCAGAACAUUUCAUUAUUUUGCAGCAGGUCAAAUGGGCUCUCUCAUUCUUGGAGUGAAAGGAUUCCAGACACAAAACAUAUUUCAGACAUCUGUGAAAAUGGGCGACCUCGAAGUAACUCUUGGCAAGGUAACCUGGGAGGCAACAAAAAGAAAAUCAGAGGCAAAAGAUUUAGACCUCGGUCUAAUUCAACUGAGUAUUUAAACCCAUGGUUCAAAAGAGACUAUAAUGUAGCUAAGUGGGUAGAAGAUGUGAAUAAAAACACUGAAGGACCAUACUUUAGGACUUUAUCUCCUGCCAAGUCUCCUUCUUCAUCAACUGGGUCUAUUGCCUCCAGCAGAAAAUACCCUUACCCAAUGCCUCCACUUCCUGAUGAGGACAAGAAAGUGAACCGACAAAGUGCCAGGCUAUGGGAGACAUCCAUUUAAGAUCAACUGUUUACAUGUGAUACAUCGAAAACUGUUUACUUCAACUUUUAUAGAAACCCAGGCUCAUGGAAUCACUGCAAAUCUAUCUGCUCUUCAGACAAUACGAAGACCCUCUGAGAUGCUACAGAGGAGAGGAAGCAGAGUUUCACAUCUGGUUACCAUUUUCUUUUUGUCAUUGGCUUAGGAUUUAACUGAACCAUGAAAAGAACUACUGAAAUAUUACACUAUAACAUGGAACAAUAAAGGUACCGGUAUGUUAAUGGAUAAUCCGCAUGACAGAUAAUAUGUAGAAAUAUUCAUAAAGUUAACUCACAUGACCCAAAUGUAGCAAGUUUCCUAAGGUACAAUAGUGGAUUCAGAACUUGACGUUCUGAAGCACAUCCUCACUGUAAACAGUAAUGCUAUAUGCAUGAAGCUUCUGUUUAUUGUUUUCCAUAUUUAAGGAAACAACAUCCCAUAAUAGAAAUGAGCAUGCAGGGCUAAGGCAUAUAGGAUUUUUCUGCAGGACUUUAAAGCUUUGAAAGGCCAAUAUCCCAUAGGCUAACUUUAAACAUGUAUUUUUAUUUUUGUUUUGUUUUUUACUUUUCAUAUUUAUAUUAGCAUACAAGGACAAUUGUAUAUAUGUAACAUUUUUAAAAUUUUAAAAAAAUGCAGCUGUUACACACAAGUGUAUUUUGCCAAAUGCCUAAAAAUUCCGUCACAAUCACAUCAUCGUCAUCCAUCCAGUGAUCUUCAAAGACUAUAAGCAGGUAAUGUAAAUAUAGUGGUCAAUGCUGUAAAUGUGUCUCUCCAUAUUUCGUAUUUGUCCAAAACAUGUGAUAUCCCUUUAACCUGUGCACAGUCUGGAGGCAGUUUUAUUGAGUGAGUAAUUGAGUGAGAGAACAAAAUGCCCAGCAAAACUUCUGGCCUCCACAGUUUGCUGAUGCAGGAGCCCACUCUGCUGCCGAUGGGCUGCUCCCUGGAAAUCAUCUGUCCCAUCCAUCCAUCCCAUCUCAUCCCAGUGAGCCAGCCCCUCAGCAGUGUGUGCUGCUGAGAUUAAGCAAGUGCACCAAAGACACAUGAGACAACGUACUGCCAGUGAGCUGGUAGCUUCUGGUUUGCCAAUACUCUAACCCUUUGUGGCCUGAAGUUUUGUUCCUUGGCAAAACUUUUUAGUCACCCUUAUCUGUGAAAUGAAUGACUUGUUUUAACAAAAACAACUUUGACACUGUUGAUUAAGAAUAUUUGUCAUCACUGGGAUGUGAAUCCCAACAAGUCAUUCUGCACUGACUCUGAAGCAAGAUGACGGAAGAUUCUACUGUUUGAGUUGAGCAGCUUCAACCAUUCAUAAAGGGUUAAGUUAGAUCUAAACCACAGAGAUGCAGCAACUGCGAAGUUACACUAACAGCUGGUGGGGGAAAGAAUCUGAUGCUUUGAAACAUAUAUUUUUUAAUCCAUAGGAAAAUAAGAUUCUAUUUUAAAAGACCCUUCUUUAAAACCAAAGUUUGAUAGCUGUUAUAAUGGCAGAUCUGUCAUUCCAAAAGAAAGCUAGCUACCCUAGUGAGGCUGGAGAUUGAUGGGCUCAAUCACAUGGUCUGCUCUGAAGUAUACUUCUGAUUUCCUCAUUUGCUGUGUGUUCUUAAGAGGAAUGGAAUCUGCAGACAGGUUUUCAGAUAUACUCUCUAAAUUUGAUCCUCUCCCAUAGUAUCCAUGGACAAAAUCCAUAUCAUCUUCAUAUGUAAUCAAUUUGAUUACAUAUCAUGCCCAAACUGAAGGGCCGAGUUAGAAGGCAGCAUUUUAUACUGUGUGUUUAUGUCUUCUGUAAUGGACCUCUCUUUUGAAAGUCUUUGAAAUGUUUGGAAAGCAAUUUAAUGAUCCAAAAUUACAUAAUGUAAAACAGCAUUUUUCAUGACAGGAAGGGAUGUGAUUGUUGAUAUGACCAUAAAGCGAUCCAUCAGGCCAAGGUUUGGGUGAGUGUUGGGCAGUGUUGCCACAUAGCUCAAGCCAAGAACAGAAGGGCAGACAGAUUGAAAGAUGUAGCAAAUAAAGUGACUUUUUACCAAGAUCACUGUAACGUGCACUGAAUGUUUCCUGGUACUGAGUGUACAAAAGGCUAAUGCUAUAAGGUUUAUUUUGACUAUAAAAGAGUUUAUAGAUUUGAAUAUAAGGUGCCUCAUGUAAAUAUGCUUCCUAGUUACAGGUACACAAACUCUAAUUUGAAAGAAUCCACAAAUGGCUAGCUGAGAAGUUAACAGAUCUCUAUCAUUCGUCUGUGUGUCUUUCUUCCCUCACCUCAGUUAUUUUUACAUGAAAUUAUUAUUUCAAAUGAAAAUCAUGAUCAUGUGCCUUUUGGGAGACAUGGUUGCUCUAGAGGUAUAUAGUUUGUAAUUACCCUCCUUGGUAAUAACCUUCCUGUGGAACUGAAUAAAAAUUUUUCUGUUUUAUUUGUAGAGAUUAUGAUUUGAGGUAUACAGUAACUUUAAUGUUCUAUUCUUGGAAUCUACUCUAUCUCCCAUGUUUAAACAUUCUUAGAGCCAUUUGUGGGAUUCACUGACAAAUUUAUAGUCUCAAGGGAGAGUUUCAAGAAGUAUCUAUAUGUAUACUCAUGGUUGGGGUUCUAGAGGCAUUACAUCUAAAUAUUUAUGACUUUUCAUCCACCGAGGUAGGUAGCAUUAAAUAUACAAGCACAGCAUUAUUUCUCUUUAAAUAUCUAUUUUGGAGAGAAACUUUGAGGCCGUAUCACAGUUUAUAUCAUGCAACUAAUAUUUAUAUUUCCCAAUCCACUACAAAAUCAUUGCUAAGCAGAAGAGAGCAGUUAUUUGGCCUUUAUGUUCCAUUGUAUGCCUUUUUCCCCUCUUCCAGUUUUAUGCAUUGAUAAGACUACAGAUUGGCACCCUGCUGCCUGAGAAGUUCCAUUUAUCCAUAGUCAUUGCAGUGCAGUAAACCCUGAUUUAAAAGAACAUUUAAAUCUCUCCAGUAAGUGUCAACAGGAAGGCAUGGGAUAGCAGAGACUCCUUAUGGAGUGGACUGGCCACAUGAACUGUCCUCCAGCCACUCUUUAUUUAGAUGGGAAGUGGCAUGGUCCUCUGAACGCUGCAGGCUGGAAAUGAUCCCCAGGGCACAUGCAAUCUGUGGAAAGGAAUACAUCGGACAGUGCAACAUGGUGAGGGCUUUCAAUUUGCUGUGGUUGCUGUAUGUUUAACAAGACACCCGGAGCUUCGAUUAGGAAUAACCUAUCAUUAGAGUUGUUCCUUUAAAAAAUGUUGAUGAAUAAAGCAAAUGUGGGUUUAAAAUGCCAACUUAUUUUUCACUUUGAUAUUGGUGCUUUAUUAAGUGAUACCAUAGUUUCUCUCUCUUUUCCCUGUUACUUUAAAAAGAAUUUUAAAAUUGUGUUUGUAUGUAAGGUCAGUCUGGCAUAGAAUUUCUGAAAGUAACAUUAAUAGGAUUUCUAAAGAAGACGUCAGAAAGACAAAAUUGGAUAUUCUGUGCACUUUCAGAGAAGGACUAUUUAUGUUUGAAUUUCAUAACAGGCUUACAUUUCUUUUCUAUUGAUUCCCUUGCAUAUCUACAUAAUUUAAUCCUGUCUAUUGUCCCAGAUCUCUUGUGGCUACUUUACCUGUUACCUUUUUUGGGAUUUUGUUCUUUAUGUUUUACAGUUACCUUUGGACCAGAAGAUAUAUGGUAUUUUUAUUCACUUUUUUCAGUGUUUUAAAAUAAGGUUUGUUCAUUUAUUCAUUUUAUCCAUUCAUUUCCUAUUGUCGUAUAGUUCUAACCAUAUAUAGAGUACUUUAAAUAUUUUCUUAUGUUAUUAUUUAACACAAUAAUAAAUUCUUAUCUAAAGAAAAGAUUAUUUUACUUUAUUUUACUUAAAGGAAAGAGAAUUUAUUGGCAGGAUAUUGAGUAGCUUGUAGAGUAUAUGGAAGGGGAGAGCCAAGUUAGGAACUGGCAGGAGCGAGGAGGGACAAGACAGCUGCCUGCACAGUCUGAUAGGACACAUCUGGCUGCUGCCACUGGAUGCCCACAUGGGCAGCGUGUUGUAAAUAUCACCCUACCAGUUGGUAAGUUGGCAUGAAUUUUCCAUGAAACACUUGACUCCCAUUUGCAGCAUCAUAUCUACUUUUUAUGCACCUAAUUAUAUUUUUCCUUUCACUUUUAUGUUUUUUUUUUCCCUAAAACUGCCACCUAAAUACCUUUCCACUCCGUUAAAUGUAUGGAGUCAAGAUAAAUUUCUCAUUCUUGCUCUACAGUUUAAGAUGUAUAAGAAGUAAACACUUCCAUGGAAUAGGGCUUAAUUUGGGGCUCAAAUGUUUUGUUUUCCUCCUGAGAUGUUUUUGAAUGGGUAAGACUACUCUGGUUUUGGAUGCAGCAACUUUUCUCCUGGCAUGGAAGAACUAAGGACUUUGAUAAACAGUUUCCCAUUGAUAGUAUAAUAUAAUGAGGGGCCCAGUCUGCUCUUGUGAAAAUUGGCUGAGCGGCAGCAGCCCAUCCCAGCUGUGUGUGAGUAGCUCUGCUGUUAAAAGUACACCUGCUGGGAAUUGUUGGCACAUGCUCAUAGCAUAUGCUCUGUGGGGGAGGUGCUUUUAAUUCCAAGAGGAGCUUUUCUCCCACAUCUGCAGAUGCAGAGCAAAGAUGCAGCAGGACUUUAGAAAACAGGAGUGUUUCUACUGACAUUUUAUUCAUUGCUUUGUUAGUCCCGCAAAUGGAGCAACUUCUGGUUGUUUGUAAGCAGAAAAACAAAACAUUCAAAACCAAAAACCUAAUUAGUACUUUUGUCCUUUAUAUCCCUAGGAUGCCCUAGGGAGUAGAGGUGGCAGGCAUCUUUAUCUUCACCCACUGGCACAUUAGCAGCUUAUGUAACUUAGGAAGUCACUGGGAGAUGAGUCCUAAAAGCCUGAAUUUCAGGAUGGGGAGGAGAUAAGAAGCAGAGAACUUUGGGAGACCAUGGGGCAUUUAGUCCUGGCAUAGACACAGAAUGGAUAUUCACAGGAAGAUUCCUGAGGCCAGAUAUGCAGGAGAGCACACAUUGUCACAAGGGGUGUGGUGGGAAGAGAGGUGCUGGAUGCCUCAGACAGACUUCUGUGCUUGGCAGAUUGACUGAGUGUUGACUCUGAAUACUUUGUGGUCCAGUCCAUAAUAGGCCAGUCACUCCUGCCUGAUGCAUCCCUGUUGCACUGUUCAUAGAACCUGUAUCAUAUGGGGAAGCUUCAAGGCUGGUAGGCUUUUCAUCAAGUAAUCAUCAUUCCAUGUUCCUACGUAUCCUUGAAAUCAAAACCAGGCAAUAUGUGUGUUUUUGGUUUUGUUUUACAAAAAGGCAUACAAUGAGACGAAUUCUUAAGAUAAUGCACAUACAGAAUCAUCAAUAAAGUUUCAAAGAGUUUAUGGAGAAAAGGUAUUUUCCUUUCUUGUAAAAAAUAUGUUAUAUAUAUAUAAUAUGCUGAUCUGCAUUCACCUUAGGGCUUAGCCUCUUAUUUUAUGAAUUUUCAGGCUGUGAUUUGUGUUGGAUGGUUAAGCUCUAAAAUAAUGCAAAUAGCCCUAAUCUUUAAAUAUAGCGGUGCUAAGUUGAACAAGUAACACAAUACAGAAAAUGCUGAUAUGAAUACUUAGUAAUAAUACAAAAGUUCCUGCUAAAUUAUAUAUGUGUAUCACUGCCUGACUAGAAACCCCACUUUUCUUUUCUAAUCCAGCACAAAAUCAAACUCUGAUUCUACAACCAGUCUUUUUAAAGGGCAAAAAUGACUCAACACCUUUGUUUUGUAUGGAAAACUUUUUUUUUUACACUAACUGCAAAAGUGCUUUAAAAAAAAGGCUUAUUCAGGAUAGAUAAGCAUGUACUCCUUUUUUAACUUGCUGGAAGACUUGCCCCUCCAAACUAGCACCCCCAAAAGACAACUUCUUUCAGAAACGGGGUGUUUUACCUAAACAUAGUAGCUUACAUGUUAGCCAGCAGUAGGUCGGCACUAGUGUUUUCCACGGUUAUCACCUUUGACAGGUGAUGUGCAUCUAUAGAUAGUGGAAGCCACCCCAUGGGGAGGUGUUAAUAGCAGCAUGGUUUCACUUUUGGUAAUCAGGUAAUCAUGUGUAUAUACUUAGAUUCGCAUUAUUUUAACAUUUCUCUGCUACUCUGCACUUCAGGUUCGUUAAGCUAUUUUAAUAAUUACUGGGGUUAUGGCAAACACCAAUGGAAAUGUAUAUGGCAACUGCUUUCCUGAGCAAGUGUGAUUUGUUUUAUGGCUGUUCAAGUUAUAAAAUUGUUCUUACAUUGUAGGUAAACAAAAUCUUGAUGUUUUUAAAGGUCACUGUAACUUAAGGUUCAAAUUUCUGGCACAGUUUUAUUAGUAUUCACUUCGGAAGCUAAUAAGAUACCAUGGUUUUCUAUGUUACUCCCAUUGUAACAUUAGUAAAGUGACUUUCAAUAAAAGAUUUAUGUUAUUUUGA